UCAAUUCGGAGUCACUCAACUGAGAUAUUAGCAGCAGAAACUUACACUUCACCUUAUUAUAGUGCAAAUUCGCCAUCAUAAAACUGUUUUAUAGUGCGUUCGUGUUAAAUGUUUGUAACUAAAGUAACUUCUACCGCUGUGCAACUGUACUUAAAGCUAACUGUUGGUAGCUACAGGUCGGUUCAAAUUUCCCGCUGUAUUCACCGCUCGCAACACUGGCGAUAGCUAAAUAGGUAGCUAGCCGGCUUACGCCGGUGAAAGGUAUAUCGACAGUAACUUUAAUCCAUCGCGGGUCGCUAGUUCGCAGAAGAUUAUUGGUCUAAUACGUCGAAAUGCAGACAACAGACGUAGGGAACAAGGAGAGUGGGAAAAUCUGGUAUCGAAACCCAGGACCGUCGCCAAGUAAUGGGGCCAUUGUCAGCAUUAUUCGCACCACGGGUGGUCAUCGAAGCAAGAAAGUUCGCUUUCUGCACAUCGCCUUUGACACAACGGGAGAGGAAUUUCUCGCUGGCGACCACCAUGGGAAUAUCUACGUUUUUGACGUCAUCAGAAAUAGGUUUAGACUCAUACAGAAAACGGCUCAGGCCUGCACAGCUCUGGCCUUCAACCUGCGCAGGACCUCAGAGUACCUGGUCGCCCUGGCAGACUACUCUAUCAAGUGCUUCGACAAAGACACCAAGCAGCUGGUCAGCUGGAUGCGCGGGCACGAGUGCGCCGUGUCCUCAGUGUCGGUCCACAGCUCCGGCAGGUACGCCAUCACCACCUCCGCCGACACGGCCCAGCUGUGGGACCUGGACACCUUCCAGAGGAAGAGGAAGCUCAACGUCCGCCAGUCUGUGGGCAUACAGAAGGUGUUUUUUCUGCCUUUGAGUAACACCAUCCUCAGUUGCUUUAAUGAUGACUCUAUCUUUGCCUGGGAGAGCGACACGUUAUGCUGUAAAUACCAGCUGCCAGUGCCGCAGGAGGGACCCAGGCUAUACUACAGGGCUUUUGCUGUUACACGGGACGGGCGCACUCUGGCAGCCGGAGGCCGGUCCAACCUCCUCCAUCUCUGGAGCUUGGACAGCCGGCAGCUCCUGAGGGUCGUCCAGAUGCCACCCAAAGUGCGCACUGUGCGCCAGCUCCAGUUCCUUCCGGACAACUUCGACGGCGGGUCCAGCCAAGCCCUGGGUGUGCUGAGCCAGGAUGGAAUCAUGCGUUUCAUCAACAUCCAGACGUGCAAGCUUCUGUUCGACAUCGGCACCCUGGACGACGCCAUCACCUCUGUGGCCGUCAGCCCCAGCGGCCACCACAUCGUCACGGUGAUGGACAGCGGGGGCCUCAGCAUCUUUAGUGUACAGGCUCUGACCCAGGAAUUCAACAAGCCUCCCCCCUCCCUGGUGAAAGUUGUGACGGGCGUGAACAUGGAAGAUCAGAGGGUGAAGCUUCGUGCGGGACCUGUCCAACGUCCAGCUAAGACAUCUGGACGCAGGGUCAAGCCAAAGGUCCUGAGAUCCCAGGCCCUUUCCCCUCUAGAUGACAAAGAGAAUGAACUUCCCGAUGGAUUAAACAAGAGGAGGCUUCAGGCUUUGCUGAAGACUUUUGGAGAAUACCCAUCCAAAUAUAGGAUGUUCGUGUGGCGUUCCCUGUUGCGCCUGCCAGAGAACCACUCGGCCUUCAACAGCCUAAUGGACAAGGGCACACACUCCGCCUUCCUGACACUGCAGGAGCGCUACCCAAUCAAGAGCCAGAAGCUGCACCGAGGCCUACAGAGGUUGUUGUCAGCUCUGACUUACUGGUCUGCCAUUUUCGGAGAGACCGACUAUCUACCUCUGAUGGCAUUCCCGUUUGUCAAGCUCUUCCAGAACAAUCCGCUUGUCUGUUUUGAAGUGGUCGCCACCGUGUUAGUGAACUGGUGCCAGCAUUGGUUUGAGUACUUCCCCAACCCACCGCUGAAUGUGCUGAGCAUGGUGGAGAACGCCCUGGCCCACCAUGACAAGGAGCUGCUGCAACAUCUUAUCAACUGCGGCAUCACAUCACAGCUGUACGUCUGGCCGCUCCUGGAGACCCUGUUCUCAGAGGUCCUCACUCGGGAGGAGUGGCUGAAGCUCUUUGACAACGUCUUCUCCAAUCACCCAGCCUUCCUGUUGAUGGCGGUGGUGUCCUAUGUCACCUGCUGCCGAGCCCCUCUUCUACUCUGCACCCAGAGGGAGGACUUUGAGUACUUCUUCCACCACCGGAACCACUUGGACGUGACUGCUGUGGUCAAGGAGACAUACCGACUGAUGGACACCACCCCACAGGAGCUCCACCCGCGCUCCAUGCUGAGCGACUUCGAGCCCCUGACCCGCGGCCAAUACCCCGUCUUCAACAAGUACCCCACCUUCAUCGUGGAGCACCAGUCGCAAGAGCGAGAGAGGAUCCGUCAGCAGGAAAUGGAGUAUCUGAGAGAGAGGCAGAUGGUGCAGGACAUGCAGGCGGAGACGGUGCGCAGGCAGGCGGCAGACCAGGCCUGGUACACCCAGCAGGAGCUGCUGCAGCAGGCUGAGGAACAGCGCAGGACCAUGCUCCAGGAGGAGGAGAGCAAGCUGGCCGAGCAGAGAGCCAGGCUGGCUGCCAUGAAGCGUGAGCUGAAGCUGAAGGAGCUGACCCUGAUUGAUGCGGCCAGGAGACGUUUCCUCAAACACCAGCACGACCAGAAAAGGGUGGAGCUCCGGCGGCUGGAUGACGAGAUUCAGAGAAAGAUGACCCUCAGAGACCAAGAGACUGCGAUCACCAUGCAGGACCUGGAGCUCCGACAGAUGGAGCUAGAAGCACAGAGAGGGCUGUUUGAACAGCAACUGGCCAAAGAGCAGGAGAGAGUGACCCAGGAGGUGAACGCGGAGGUGGAAGUCCGGAGACGCGUGGCUGAUCUGGAGGAUUCGGCCUUUCACCAGGCGCUGGAUGCAGACUCCGUCCACAAUCUGAAGUCCAAACAGCUGCUGGAGGAGUCGCUGGCCGAGGCGGAGCAGAUGGACACGGACACGGACUGGAAAGCGCACGUCUUCUCGCGCCUGGGGUGGGUGGGAGCCGAGCAGGAGAGGCACCACCAGGAGCUGUCCCGCCUCAACAAGGAGGUGCUGGACAAAGAGGAGCAGCUCAUCCUCGCCAUGAAGGAGGUGGAGGGCAAGAAGUGGGAGGACGUGCUGGAGAAGCGGGCGCGGCUGGCAGAAGGGAGGGAGGCCUGCGGGGGCGACGGCCCGUCCUGGGAGCCGGAGGAGACGCGGCAGCACCUGGACAGACUGCGGAGCAGCCAGGAGGAGCCGCCUCGGGGGUCCCGCCAUGAAGGGCACUUGAAGCUGGAUUUGCGGUCUCCCUGUUCGACCAGAGGACUUCUGCAGAAACCAGCCCUUGCUCACUCGCAGUCCAAGAAUGUCUGUCUGAACAGCGAGUCCCCUCCCCCUUCCACUUCCCCGUCCAAUUCUUCUCAUUCAGCUCAGCUGUCCCUGGAUCGCGGCAGGAAGGAGCUGGAGGACAAAGAGCGGGAGUUGAUGCGGGACGUCCGGGAACUGAGACGGAGGCUCGCGGACCGCUCCAGAAACGAAACCUCCCUCACCUGCUCGGCCAGCAUUCAGCCCUCAAUCACAUGUGGGAGCUUAGCAUCAGAGGACACAAUCACUAACACCGUGACCUAGCUUACAGACCUGGACUCUGCACACACUAUCACUGUCCACAAUCAGAGGACACAAUCACUAACACCGUGACCUAGCUUACAGACCUGGACUCUGCGCAAACCAUCACUGUCCACAAUGAGAGGACACAAUCACAAACACUGUGACCUAGCUUACAGACCUGGACUCUGCGCAAACCAUCACUGUCCACAAUGAGAGGACACAAUCACAAACACCGUGACCUAGCUUACAGACCUGGAUUCACUAUCACUGUCCAUAUUUUCUGACUGGAAAACGGUGAUUCAGCAGACAACCAGCACCCAAUAAGUACAGCCAUUGUUAUUCAAUCAUAAUUUGAAUGAAAUUGUAGCAUCAUCAAGAUGUAACUGUUAGCCCAUUCUGGUUUGUUUUUACUGUUGACAUUUUAAUCAGUAACAGUCAUUACUGAAAUUCCUGACGUUCUUAGUAUUCAGUAGUGGAUAUUGCUGGUGGUAGGCACACAGAAGAAAUGCUAGCAAUCAGUAUUUAGGGAGUUUGAAUGUUAAAUGCGAUUGGUUUUAUGUGUCAAUGUAUUGGUGCUUUUCUGUGUCCAUUUUACACUGUACAGAGGAAUGCAUGAAUGCACUUUAAAUACAGUUAAUAUAUUCUC
Molecule: messenger RNA, 4278 nt
Organism: Conger conger (European conger)
Lineage: Eukaryota; Metazoa; Chordata; Actinopteri; Anguilliformes; Congridae
Gene: tbc1d31
Product: TBC1 domain family, member 31
Exons: 22
Coding region: 333-3653 (1106 amino acids)
Cellular component (GO): centrosome
Molecular function (GO): protein binding
Source: RefSeq, a predicted model, not a curated record